This is a messenger RNA of Closterium sp. Naga37s-1, 2304 nucleotides long. The record is from the annotation of a GenBank genome assembly. Lineage: Eukaryota; Viridiplantae; Streptophyta; Zygnematophyceae; Desmidiales; Closteriaceae.
AUGGUUAAAGUCGUGAAUGGUUGGAGGGGGUUGGACCUUUGGUCGCUCGCCGCGCAGUGCGCCAACCCGUACGAGCUCCUUGCUGACGUGGCAUCGCUAAACCCCAACCCCGUUGCGGCAGCAUCGACCUCCGCGUUGGCCUCUGGAAUCUUGCCCUUCCCCAUCUCCACCUCCCCCCAACCCAGUUGCGCUUCCCCGCAACCCUCAAGCGCUUCCCCCCAACCCAUAAGCGCGUUCCCUCACGCCUCCGCCGCCCCGCGCGCCAUAAGCCGCGCGUUCUUCAAAAUGGUCGAAAUGACGCGCCUUUUCCGCCUGCUGGGGGGAGCCGAAGGCGGAAGCGCUUCCCCGGAUCUGCCCCGAAAGGUUUCCGCUUCCCCCGUUUCCCCUCCCCGGCCCCUCCCGCUUGUCUCCGCGCACCUGUGUGAGGGGCCUGGGGGGUUCAUUCAAGCGGUGCAGCUGCUGCUGGCGGAACAGGCCGGGGGGAGAGGGGGGGUAGUGGCGAAAGGCGGAAAGGGAGGGAAAGGGGGAGGUGGAGGGGUAGGGGGAGCUGAUGUGGGAGCGGAGGUGGCGGGUCGUGGUUUGCAGCACCUGUGGUUCGGAAUCACUCUCCGAGGCAAGGCAGCUGUAGGCUCGGCAGCUGUAGGCUCGGCUGCUGUUGGCUCGAUUGUUGGUUCGCCGCCUAUUGGUUCGGUUGCGGGUUCGAAAAUUUGUGUGGGGCUGGGUACUGGGUCUGGUGUGAGUGCCGGUGAGGAGGGGAGGAAGAGGGAGAAGAAGCGGUCCAAGCAACAGCAGGUGACAGGGGAGGUGCAGCAGCAGCGAUCUCCUCUGCGCCCUGUCAACCUGCAACCCCCUUUGCUGCCUGCUGCUGCCGUUGCUCCCACCACCGCCUUGCCCGCACCUCACCUUGCGCCCCACCCUGCCGCCCACCCUGCCGCCCACCCUGCCGCCCACCCUGCCGCCCACCCUGCCGCCCACCCUGCCGCCCACCCUGCCGCACACCCUGCACCCCACUCUUUUCCCCAAACUGUCCUGCACCCUGCCCCCUCUGCCGCCUCUGGGCAUGCACCUGACUUUGUGCUGUGCCUGCUGGGAAGGCGGAGAGGUGGGCAGGGAGGACGGUGUGUGGAAGCACGGGGAGAGCAGAUAAGUAAUGGUGGUGCGGGUAUCCUAGGCAAGUAUGGUGGUACAGAGAAGGACGGGGGAUGCAGUGGUGAUGGCUUAAAGGAGGUGGAAGAGGAGAGAGAGGAGGGAGAGGAGGGAGAGAAAGAGGAGAAGGAGCGCUGUGCCCUCUGCAGUCCUCCGCACAGCUCUGCCUCGUUACAGUUACCUUCGUUACAGUCACACCCUGAUCAGCUGCUUCCACGAUCGAUCGUGUCAACCCCCAUCAGCUUCCAGGCAGCUUCCUUCCUGUCCCACGGCCAUGUGCUGUAUGGGAUGGACGGCACAGGAGACCUGACACGUCAUGCCAACGUGGCAGCCUUCGCUGCUGACGUCAUCAGGGGCAGCCACGUGGACGCAGGUUUGAACAGUUCAGCAGACUGCCAGGCUGGCAAGUCAGCGAUGGAGGGAGAGGGGGCAAUGGAGGGAGGGGCGGCAGUGGUGACAGCGGACGGGGGGUUGGACAGUUCAGUGGAUUGGGAUCGACAGGAGGCCAUGCACGCCCGCCUUAUCUUUUGCCAAGUGCAUGCUGCACUCAAGAUGCUGGCGCCAGGAGGAACGUUCGUGCUCAAGCUGCUGGGCGGAUCGCUGCUCUCAACAGCGUCUCUCCUCGCCCUGCUCGCCCUCUCCUUCAGCUCCAUCCAUCUCGUCCGCCUGCGCUCCUCCCGAGCCUGCAACGCCGAACGUUACGUGGUGGCUCGGGGAUUCAAGGGGAGAAAUGCAAAUUCUACAGCCUCCCCCAUUUCCUCCACCACCCCAUCUCCUGCGCCCACCUCUCCCUCCUCCCCCUCUCUCUCCCACAUUCUCCUCGACUUUAACCGCAUAUCACUCCAGUGGGAAUCCCUCCCUCCUCCCCUCUCCCCGCUCCUCGCCCCCGCCCUCACUCUCCCCCUCUCCGACUCCUUCCUCCGCGCCCUCCUCUCCUUCGAGGCAUGCAUGCAGCAGCAGCAGGCGCAGGCCAUGGGGCGCGCGCUGCUGAUAGGGGAGCAGCUUGUAGAGGGGAUACCGAGAGGGCCGGCGAGGAAGAGCAAGUGUUACAGGAAGAGGAGGGUGCUGUGGAGGGAGGAGGAGGAGAUGAGGAGGAGAGGGUGUGUGCUGGCCAAGGGGCUUGGAUUGGGAGUGAAAGAGGGCAUGGCGUGGGUUUGA